ACGAGUUAGUUUUUAAAAGCGAAAAUGGUGCAGUGGACCAAAAGCAUUUGACUAUUCAAAAACACGAAACAAAACCCUCGAUCGCACACAACAAUGGCGGAACCUCAACAGCAACCCCUUCUUCUCCUUGAAGGCACUGAUUCCAGAAACAACCGAGUCAUGUCUCAACUCACUCACUCUCUCCUUUCUCAACUCAAUCCUUCUCUUUCUCCUUCCACCCUCGCACAACGCUCUUCUUACAUUCAAUCCCGCCUUCAACACCUUUUCCAUAACUUUCACACCCCCACUCACCCCCCUUAUGCUUUGAUGAUAAACAGGGCAAUUGUGGAAUUGAAUGACAAAAACGGAUCUACCGCGGAGGCAAUUUCGGAGUUUGUUCGAAGAGAAUACGAAGAUUUGCCAUGGGCUCAUUCAAAGAUUCUGAGUCUUCAUCUAGGGAGAUUGUGUGAGGUUGGGGAGAUUGUGUGCACUGAGAACGGGAGAUACAUGUUUCCUGUUGGUGGCAUGGAAAAGAAAGAGAAGGAGAAAGAGAAAGAACCGUGUAAGGGUAGCAGGAAGAGGCGGAGGGGCUGUAGGAGUAAGUUGGCUCUGUUAGAUAGUGACACGACGGAGGAGGCUUCGACGCAGGUUGCUGAGAGUGAUGAUCAUUUGAUUGGAAGUGUUGAGGAAAAGGCAAAACUACAAUCUGAAAAGAUGGCAAGUAGCAUAGUUUGUGCUGAAGGGUCACCAGAGGGCGUAAUAUCUACCGGUUCAGGAAUAGAAUCAUCAUCGCAAACACAGUUGCAACCUCAAAAGUCAGCUGACAUUGAUACAGAUGUAACAACUGCACUAGUUUGUGCGAAUGUAGACGAUGGCGAGCUUCCUCAGGAUUACAAUCAAGGGGAUGCUGAUGGAAGCCUCGAUGAGAACCCGGUUAUCGAGUGUCUUGAGAAGAUACAGCCAAUGCGAAAGCUUUCCAGAGGCAGGCCUCGUAAAUCAGAAAUUGAUGAUGCAGACUGGCAAGAGAAGCCGUUGCUGCUUACGCGGGGACCAACCAAAAACAAGAGGAAUCAGAAUGGUCAAACUAGAGGUCCAGGGAGGCCUCGUAAGGCAAUUCAAGAUAAUGAACAAUGUGAAGAUACGUUAAAGAAAAAAGAAGAAAAGUUAAGGAAGAAAAAAGAGAUGCCGAGGAAAAAAGAAGAGGAGUUAAAGAAAAAAGAAGAGGAGUUAAUGAAAAAAGAUCAAGCUAAGCUGCCUGACGGUGAAGGGAAAUUAAAGAAAAAAGAUCAAGCUAAGUCGCAUGAAUGUGAAGAGAAAUUAAAGAAUGAAAAUCAAGCUGGUAAUGGACGUGGUCGCGGUCGAGGUCGAGGUCAUGUUCGAGGUGAAGGGAGGCCUCCUAAGCCAAAGGUAUGUGAUACUGAGGCACCAGUUUGAUGAAGCCACAACCAUGUGAAGUUCAGGGUAAGAGGUGGAUAUAAUCAGAUUUAAGUUGCUACUUCAGUUUGCAGGUAUAUGAAAUGAAAAAACAAAAUCCACUUGGAAGCAGUAAUGCAAGAGUGUGGUAUAUCUGAAAAGGUCAUCGGUUAAAUCUGCUUGAUUGCUCUUGAUUCAUGACUGCCAUGAACAGUCCCAGAAUUGUUGUGUUUGUGUUUACUAAAAUCAUGGUGCUAGUUUUGUUCCUUUGAUAGCAUGGUGCUUGUUUUUGGGAUUAUUGAGGAAUGCUAAGGGCCACUUCAAUACUCUCUUUCUAACAAGUACUUUAUGAUUGAGUGUUCGUUUGGAAACACGUUUACUUAUCCCACUUUUACGCGCGUUUAGCAAA
Molecule: messenger RNA, 1801 nt
Organism: Lathyrus oleraceus (garden pea)
Lineage: Eukaryota; Viridiplantae; Streptophyta; Magnoliopsida; Fabales; Fabaceae
Exons: 3
Coding region: 94-1413 (439 amino acids)
Biological process (GO): nucleosome assembly; negative regulation of DNA recombination; chromosome condensation
Cellular component (GO): nucleolus; nucleosome; nucleus
Molecular function (GO): nucleosomal DNA binding; double-stranded DNA binding
Source: RefSeq, a predicted model, not a curated record